AUGAAGCGGGCGCGUAACGAUCUAUUUUCUCCGUUGGAAAUCAACACUGAUGCCGUCAGGUUGUCAACGAAGUUCAGCCGCCUCGCCAUCGAUUCUGAGCUUUGGAAAGCUGCAUAUUAUCGGCGAUUCGUCCUCCCGCGCGCAUCCCGCAUACCAGGAAUUAAGGACUCUGGCCCCGCCAACCGUUUUCACUAUUCUUCGCGGCUGUCGAAGUGGCUCGACGAUGGAGAUCUUGUCAAAGAUGGAGUCAAGACUCACUGGAAGCAGCAGUAUCGACUCCGGCACAACUGGUCCCAAGGGCAAUGCGCGGUCAGUGAGAUCGUUGUCGCCGAGAGGCGCCCUGACCCGCCUUUGCUCGUCAUGAUGUCAAACAGCACUCUUUUUGCGGCCGAUUCUAUAUCAGGUUUACGAGCUUGGAACUCGAAGGACGCCCGUGAGCUACUGGCUACGACGUCGCUUGCAGUGACUGCGCAUGAUGCUCUGCGACUGCCAAUAUCUAUGGCCAUAGAUUCGAUCGAGAGUACGGAGACUUCGGAUAAGCCGGAUAAGAUCGCCGUGGGCUUCGAAGAUGGCUCAUUCUCUUUAUAUGCUCUCCAGCGAGACCGCCAUGAGUUCGACUGCCUUUUCACGCAUCCGCCAUCCUGCAACGGCGCAUUGUCGGCAAUAGCCUACUCGUCACCGUAUCUACUUACCAUGACAGAAGAUCACUUGCUAUCACUGUAUGCAUUCCAGGACUCGCCUGAUACUUCCACUAUCCUUGCAGCUCCACAUCUUCUCUACUCACUUCGAUCACACACUGCGUGGCCGCCAGUGUCGCUGUCUUUGCGCACGACCGCGAAGAGCAUGACUGCAGCUAUUGCAUACUCGAUUCCAACUUAUCUUUCUGGAUGGACUGUUGGUGUGCAAGAGUUGAUGCUCUCACCAAAAGGCGAGCUACUCGAGUCUCGGUUGGCCACAGCAGCGGACGAACAUUCCUUCACACUCUCGACACACCGUUCAGCGUCAUCUCCCACCACACUACCAUCGCCGCCGUUUCCAGGUAGCUCGCAAGAAGCUUCUUUGAUCAGUAACCCGAGUACAUCGAAGCCCACAUCCAUGUCGUAUUCUCAUCCAUAUCUCCUCGUCGCUCAUCCCGACAACACGCUCUCUCUGUAUUUGGUCAAGUCGACCGCUGCUGCUUUGUCAAUAAGUUCCGGUAAUCGACUCUGGGGCCACACAUCUUCCAUAUCUGGCGCGCACGUUGGCAUGCGUGGCAAGGCUGUCUCUGUGAGCAGACUUGGCGAUGAGCUUAGGGUCUGGGAUCUCGAAGGCGGGAUUACUUCUCUGGCAAACCGGCGGCGAUUGCGAAACGGCGAGAUGAGCGUGAGGGUACAACCUUCGAAGGCCGAAAAUCAUACAGACAACACUGAGGAAGACUCGCUUCGAGACAAGGCUGGACUACGGCUCGCGCUUGAUCAGGGUUUCGACGACUCGACUGUCAGCCGUGGCUGGGUCGGCUUCGAUGAGCAGAACGUCAUUGCCCCAGCUACCGGCGGCGGAGGCAGCCGCGGCUGCUACAACUGCGGAGACUCUUCUCACCGCGCUGCCGAGUGCCCCACCAAGGGCACCCCUACCUGCUACAACUGCGGCGAGAAGGGCCACGUGAGCCGUGAGUGCCAGAACCCUCAGGCCGAGAAGACCUGCUACCGCUGCGGUGGUACCGGCCACAUCAGCCGUGAGUGCACCAAGGAGGGUGGCGCCGGUAUGGGAGGUGCUGGUGGCGGCCAGGGAGUGCUACAAGUGCGGGCCAGCGGGGUCACAUUGCCCGCAACUGCAGCCAGGGUGGCGGUGCUGCUUAUGGAGGUGGCGGCGGCGGUUUCGGUGGGGGCCGCGGAGGCUACGGUGGUGCUCAGGGUGGCGGCUAUGGCGGUGCCCGUCAGACCACCUGCUACUCUUGCGGUGGCUUUGGCCACAUGAGCCGCGACUGCACUCAGGGCCAGAAGUGCUACAACUGCGGCGAGGUUGGUCAUCUUUCCCGGGACUGCCCCCAGGAGACCUCCACUGAGCGUGUCUGCUACCGCUGCAAGCAGCCCGGCCACGUUCAGAGCGCUUGCCCCAACUAGAGUCGCUCCUCGGAUCCCGUCGAUGUUUUAGAUCCGCUGUAGUUUUUGAUGCCACGGUUCGACUUGUCGCGUGCGCCCGGGCCCUUCGAUUAUGAGAGAUUGCCGCCAUGAUUGACGAAUCAUCGACACGAUAAUGACUUUUCUUUUCCUGUACAUUUUCUCAUUCUACGGCUUGGCGGCCGUUUUUCGACGCUUCCCGAAAAGCACAUUAUCGACCUGGUCCUUAUCGGCGACCAAACGCCACGAGACUUGGUUCACGAAAAGUUCUUGAGACAGAAAGAUAUUGCGUUUGGUAGAUACACAGUGGGUGGGUAGGAAAUGCGGUAUGACUCCACGCGAGCGAUGAAUGGGAGAUGUGUGCCCAUGAAAUAGGAGAGCGAGCUCCUUGUACGGAGGUUUGGAAUCAUCUAUAGCUGUGAUUGGAUAGCUUAGAGCCAGACUGAAGUUGCAGCAUGAAGAUAUUGAAAAGUUCCCUUCCUUUUUGGAGGGGCUCC
Parastagonospora nodorum SN15 is the source of this 2596-nucleotide messenger RNA. RefSeq lists its product as hypothetical. Lineage: Eukaryota; Fungi; Ascomycota; Dothideomycetes; Pleosporales; Phaeosphaeriaceae. Bases 1 to 1956 code for a protein of 651 amino acids. Gene Ontology annotation, molecular function: single-stranded RNA binding; zinc ion binding; translation regulator activity. Gene Ontology annotation, biological process: positive regulation of cytoplasmic translation. Gene Ontology annotation, cellular component: cytoplasm. The record is from RefSeq and is a predicted model, not a curated record. The transcript has 5 exons.